This is a messenger RNA of Coturnix japonica (Japanese quail), 2772 nucleotides long. RefSeq names its product phosphoenolpyruvate carboxykinase 1 (gene PCK1). Gene Ontology annotation, molecular function: phosphoenolpyruvate carboxykinase (GTP) activity; manganese ion binding; GTP binding. NCBI's taxonomy places the organism in Eukaryota, Metazoa, Chordata, Aves, Galliformes, Phasianidae. The record is from RefSeq and is a predicted model, not a curated record. Gene Ontology annotation, biological process: cellular response to glucose stimulus; response to starvation; cellular response to dexamethasone stimulus. Gene Ontology annotation, cellular component: cytosol.
AGUGGCAGUGUCCCAAAACACAACCAGUGGUGAUGUAAAGGACAAGCCUCCCUCACCUCAGCCAGUGGGACGGACACCACAGACACUAUUUAAGGAAGGGGAACACCACCUCAGAAACCAACAAGCGCUCCAAAGCAGGUGAAACACCAUCAGCUGAAAGGGAGCCAAAUCCCCACUGACAUCCAUCCAACUCAACUAUUGUGAUCACUAUUUCAAAGCCCUCAACGAGACCCACUGCAGCUGCAGUAAUGCCCCCAGAGCUGAAAGCUGAGGUCAACGUCAUGCCUAAGGUUAUCCAGGGGGACUUGGAGAGCCUACCUCCACAAGUGAGGGAGUUCAUUGAAAGCAAUGCCAAGCUGUGCCAGCCUGAGAGCAUUCAUAUCUGUGAUGGCUCAGAAGAAGAAAACAAGAAAAUUCUGGACAUCAUGGUGGAGCAAGGCAUGGUCAGGAAGCUGAGCAAGUACGAGAACUGCUGGUUGGCUCUCACUGACCCAAGAGACGUAGCAAGAAUCGAGAGCAAAACUGUCAUUAUCACUCAAGAACAGAGAGAUACCAUUCCAAUCCCUAAAACUGGAACUAGCCAGCUGGGUCGCUGGAUGUCGGAAGAGGAUUUUGAGAAAGCUUUCAACAUCAGAUUCCCGGGCUGCAUGCAAGGACGCACAAUGUACGUCAUCCCCUUCAGCAUGGGCCCUAUUGCAUCUCCUUUAGCCAAGAUUGGGAUUGAGCUGACAGAUUCUCCAUAUGUGGUGGCUAGCAUGAGGAUCAUGACACGGAUGGGAACAGCUGUUCUGAAAGCCCUGGGCACUGGAGAGUUUGUGAAAUGCCUUCAUUCAGUUGGAUGUCCUCUACCUCUAAAAGAACCAUUAAUCAACAACUGGCCAUGCAACCCAGAGUUAACACUGAUUGCUCAUCUCCCGGAUCGCAGAGAGAUCAUUUCAUUUGGCAGCGGCUACGGAGGAAACUCCUUACUGGGGAAAAAAUGCUUUGCUCUUAGAAUUGCCAGCAGAAUUGCCAAGGAAGAGGGCUGGCUAGCAGAACACAUGCUGAUUCUUGGAAUUACAAAUCCAGAAGGUGAAAAGAAGUAUUUUGCUGCAGCAUUCCCCAGUGCAUGUGGAAAAACCAACUUGGCCAUGAUGAACCCAAGCCUGCCAGGAUGGAAGAUUGAGUGUGUGGGUGAUGAUAUUGCCUGGAUGAAAUUUGAUGAACAAGGCAACUUAAGGGCAAUCAAUCCAGAAAAUGGCUUUUUUGGUGUUGCCCCUGGAACCUCAGUCAAAACAAACCCAAAUGCUAUUAAAACCAUAUUCAAGAACACCAUAUUUACCAACGUAGCUGAAACAAGUGAUGGGGGUGUCUACUGGGAAGGCAUUGAUGAGCCAUUGCCACCAGGAGUAACACUGACUUCAUGGAAGAAUAAGGAUUGGACUCCAGAUAACGGGGAACCUUGUGCUCAUCCCAACUCACGGUUCUGCACUCCAGCCACCCAGUGCCCCAUCAUGGACCCUGCAUGGGAAUCACCUGAAGGUGUGCCCAUUGAGGGGAUAAUAUUUGGAGGCCGCAGACCUACUGGUGUGCCUCUUGUAUACGAGGCCUUUAACUGGCAGCAUGGAGUAUUUAUAGGAGCAGCUAUGAGAUCUGAAGCAACAGCAGCUGCUGAGCACAAAGGAAAAAUUAUUAUGCACGAUCCAUUUGCCAUGAGACCUUUUUUUGGCUACAAUUUUGGCAAGUACUUAGCACACUGGCUUAGCAUGGCACACCGCCCGGCAGCAAAACUACCAAGGAUCUUUCAUGUUAAUUGGUUCCGGAAAGACAGCCAAGGGAAAUUCCUGUGGCCUGGCUAUGGAGAGAAUUCCCGUGUGCUGGAGUGGAUGUUCAACAGAAUUCAAGGGAAAGCCUCUGCCAAGACAACUGCCAUAGGUUACAUCCCUGCUGACACUGCUUUGAACUUGAAGGGCUUAGAAGACAUCAACUUAACUGAACUGUUUAAUAUCUCCAAAGAGUUCUGGGAAAAGGAGGUGGAAGAAAUCAAACAGUACUUUGAAGGGCAAGUUAAUGCUGACCUUCCCUAUGAAAUAGAAAGAGAAAUGCUUGCUUUGGAGAUGAGAAUAAAGCAGUUGUAGCUGAUCAGAAAUACAAUUAUCAAUCCACACGUUCUGUAACAGGAUAGAAACAUUUCACCAAAUCACCACUGAAAGCACAGCAGCACACUGAUGAGCAGGGGUUGUGAUGAAAAGCAGGUCUUAGUUUAGUUAGACGACAGGUAAAGGCAUCCUAGAAAUAACUCCAGACCUGUUGAUUUAUAACUACAUCAGUUGUUGAGUAUUGUUGAGCAGCUGUGGGAAUCUGUGAGCACACAGUCUUAAAACUGUGAUCUGUCACUUGCAUGCACAAUUCUGCACAUACCCAUGAUGUAUGUAAAUUGCUUGCUGACAGCUCUGUAGGUAUAAUCCAGCCUGCAAGGUGUAGCACAUUGCUUCACAACUGCACAUAAACCACAAGAGUUUCAGAUUAAUUUUGUUUUUCAUAUUUUAGCAGCAUCACUUACAGGAAAGAAUGACAAAUGUUGUAUAUAUGUAUUAUCUAAGCAUACUUCAUGACUUAAAUGUAUUGUAGAAAAACACAGUUGUAACUUUUAUCAGAGUGAAAGAUGACUUUGUAUUACUAAUGCAUAUUUAAGAUAUUGCUAUUAUAUAUGCCUCAUGUUCCUGUGAUUUCCAGAUGUUUUACAUGGCUUAUUCUUUAAACUAUUGAAAUAAAAGUUUAUACAAAACGUGA